Loxodonta africana (African savanna elephant) is the source of this 2964-nucleotide messenger RNA. RefSeq names its product sirtuin 5 (gene SIRT5). The transcript is spliced from 9 exons. Gene Ontology annotation, molecular function: protein-succinyllysine desuccinylase activity; histone deacetylase activity, NAD-dependent; NAD+ binding. Gene Ontology annotation, cellular component: nucleus. NCBI's taxonomy places the organism in Eukaryota, Metazoa, Chordata, Mammalia, Proboscidea, Elephantidae. The record is from RefSeq and is a predicted model, not a curated record. The coding region runs from base 1973 to 2905 and encodes 310 amino acids.
CCCGAGGAGCCAUCGGAAGCGCAGGCCCCUUGGGGAGGAAGCCUAGACGGCGCUGAGGGCGGGCGCUGGACGCCCCCGGAGGCAGUAGCGGCCGGAGAGGCGAGGGAAGGGGCAGGAAACGAGGUUGGAGACUAACGGGGCCCUAGUAGGUGGGCUUGGAGGCCUCUGUGAAGGGGGAGCCCCAGGAGGGCUCUGAGCAGAGGUUCACCUUUGAGAAGAGUCAUUCCUGGCAGGGUCAGUCCUGGCAGGUGAUGGUGGCUUGGGCUAGGCGGGGGCAGCGCACGUGGGAGAAGGGGUCGGAUUCAGGACCUAGAGUGGAGGUGGAGCUGCCAGGGUUUGCUCAAGAGCCUGGCCCGGGGUGAGAGAAAGGGGAGGAGUCAGGGUCAAGGCCUUUGGCCAGAACAGCGUGGGGAGGGAGGGAGGUGCCCAAACCUAGAAGACCGAAUGAGGGCGGCUUUGCGAAGAGGAGGCUUGAGGGAAGUUGGAGACCCCGGGCAUGGUGGACAUUGGAAGGGAGGCGUAGAGAAGGCACUGGGCCUAGCAGUCUAGAGCUUUGGGGGGGAUGACCCAUUGCCGGUUGCCCUGAAGUUGAUUCGGACACACAGCGAGCCUAUUGGACAGAGUGGAAUUGCCCCGUAGGGUUUCCAGGGAGCAGCUGGUGGAUUUGAACUGCGAACCUUUUGGUUAGCAGCCUGAGCUUUUAACAACUGAGUCACCAGGGCUCCCUGGGAGGAUGGCAGUGGUAUAAACGUGGCAGAUCCACUGGCUGGUGAUCUCGCAGGGGAGGCACCCUACUGGAAAACUUGGGGGGAGGGGCGGUUAGAGAGCUAUCAGGUGAGCAUCAGUGGAGUGUGGUGGGAGACCAAGGGAAAGGAGGGCUUUUCGGAGACUCGAUGGAGUGGUUGAAAGGUUGGGCAUGACCAAGGAGGAGAACAGAGACUCCACUGGAUUUAGUAAUACGGAGGUGGCUGGUGACCUUGACAAAUGUAGGUGGUAGAGUAAGGAGAGGGAAUAGAGUACACCUGUGUAGACAACUGGGGACUAGUGCCCCACACUGUAUUUAGCUUAUAGAUAUUCAAAGGGUAUUUACUGGACACCUGUGAAUUAAGCAGAGCCCUGGUGGCACAGUGGUUAAGAGCUCCGCUACUAGCCAAAAGGUUGGCAGUUCUAAUCCACCAGCUGUUCUUUGGAAACCCUAUAAGGCAGUUCUACUCUGUCCUAUAGCACAUGAGUCGUAAUAGACUGGACAGCAAAUGGGUUUGGUUUUUGGGUUUCGUGAAUUUUGCAAGUUUUUGUAGUUCCUCUGUGUUAUGUAUAACCCACCAGCUGUUCCGUGGAAACCCUGCCCUAUGAGGUUGCUAUGAGUCGGAAUUGACUCAGUGGCAUUGGGUUUGAUUUGGUUUUUUUGUUUUGCAUUAUAAUACCAUGUAUUUAAAAUUAAUGUUUUCUGUAAAAUUUUUUCUCCCAAAUUCCUGAUAGAACUUCUCAUUUAUAUAUUUUUUGGAAUGGAUAGCAUACCCCUUUUUUUCUCACAGGCAACGUACAGGCAUUUUUCUUUACUUUUUUUUUUAAAUUCAUGAGGUGAACUUCAGGUUUCACAAGAAAGUCUCCUUACAGAAGAGACUGCCCUUACAAGGACUAAUGUCAUUGUAGGGAAUCUGCCCAGCCCCCGGAAAGCUCCCAGUGACUGGUGAUUUAAGUUUAUUUCCUCCCCUGAAGAUUCUCUUCUCACCCCAAGAUAAAACCAAGGCAGAGUAAUUGGUGGUUUCAUCACCCAGGGCAGCCUUCAGUGACUGUCCCCAGGUCCCUUGCACUCCAGGACUGAGUUCUCAGGCCUCAGACUCUCACAGUGGCACUGCCCUGCGCUUGUUUUCAGGCUCCAACAGAAUUGUAAGCUUCUGGAAGUUAGAACCACUGCCCACUCCCUAGAAAAACAGUCCAUUUCGAGAAUUAGUACUGCAAAGAGAACCUGAUGAGACCUCUCCAGAUUAUUCCCAGACCAUUAAUUUCCCAGCUGUAUUGUGGACUGAAGUCUCCAGCCUCUGCACAAACCAAGAUUUACCCAACCAUGGCUCGUCCAAGUUCAAAUAUGGCUGAUUUUCGGAAGGUUUUUGCAAAAGCAAAGCACAUAGUCAUCCUGACAGGGGCUGGUGUUAGCGCUGAAAGUGGGGUUCCGACUUUCAGAGGAGCUGGAGGCUAUUGGAGAAAAUGGCAAGCUCAGGACCUGGCGACUCCUCAGGCCUUUGCCCGAGACCCAUCACGGGUGUGGGAGUUUUACCACUACCGGCGAGAGAUCAUGCAGAGCAAGGACCCAAACCCCGGGCACCUUGCCAUCGCCGAAUGCGAGGCCCGGCUGCGUGGCCAGGGGCGGCGGGUGGUGGUCAUCACCCAGAACAUUGACGAGCUGCACCGCAAGGCUGGCACCAAGAACCUUCUGGAAAUCCACGGUAGCUUAUUUAAAACUCAAUGCACUGCUUGUGGAAAUGUGGCCAAGAACUACAAGAGUCCAAUUUGUCCAGCUUUAUCAGGAAAAGGUGCUGCAGAACCUGGAACUGAAGAUGCUAGAAUCCCAGUUGACAAACUUCCCCGAUGUGAGGAGGCAGGGUGUGGGGGCCUGUUGCGGCCACAUGUCGUGUGGUUUGGAGAAAAUCUGGAUCCAGCCAUUCUGGAUGAGGUGGACCGAGAGCUCGCCCUCUGUGACUUAUGUCUAGUGGUGGGAACAUCCUCUGUGGUUUAUCCUGCUGCCAUGUUUGCCCCCCAGGUGUCUGCCAGGGGAGUACCAGUGGCUGAAUUUAACAUGGAAACCACCCCAGCCACAGACAGAUUCAGGUUUCAUUUCCAGGGACCUUGUGGCACAACUCUUCCUGAAGCCCUGGCCCGUCAUGAAACAGCAACUGUCUCUUAAUUGUCCUGGGGAAGGAAGAAAUAAUAGUCCAUCUGGGCCACGAUGCGAGAGAAACAAUC